Vitrella brassicaformis is the source of this 587-nucleotide messenger RNA. Lineage: Eukaryota; Vitrellaceae. The record is from the annotation of a GenBank genome assembly.
ACACGCUUCAGCUCCAGUGGACUCGGAGAGAUAAGCCCACCACUCUGCUCCGUGAGGCGCUCGGCGAGGCAAGCGGCUGCUGGAUGACCGUGAGCGGCACGCGAAGACAGCUCAGCACUUGCUACGGUCUCAUCAAGUCGCCCGAGAACUGCAUUCCUGUCAGACUCGGCUCAUGAAGGACAGCGGUGAGGUGUCUUCUCUCCAGGUCAAGAUCAGCGCAAAGUCUCGGCUUGCGCAGCUGGAACUUUGGCGGCGCUCCUGAGGACUUGAUAUGGCGAGGGUUGCCGCGCAGCGCGUAGAUGAGCUUGUUCCGCUGCUUGUGAAUAUUGCGCGACAACUUUGCGAACAUGACGUCCUGCAGCAGCUUGUUCGGCACUGAGCGCAACGACUCCCGACUGACCGCACCUACACAGACAAUCCAAGCAGCGCAACGCUGAUAAUGUGCGUUCCUUCUCCCUGUGUCUACCUGUGUGUUCUCUCUGUCUGUGCAUUGCUGUGCACACAUGCCCCUUGUCUUUCACGGCUUGUUGACCGCAGUUUCAGGACACACGGUCAGAUGUCACAGAGCACGUGGCGCUUGCCACGAU